Molecule: messenger RNA, 8813 nt
Organism: Caenorhabditis auriculariae
Lineage: Eukaryota; Metazoa; Nematoda; Chromadorea; Rhabditida; Rhabditidae
Source: the annotation of a GenBank genome assembly
AUGAUGCGAUGGAUGCUCGGAGUAACAUUGCUCGACAAAAGAAGAAACUCCUGGCUCUAUGAAAAGUUGAAGCUACGCGAAGUUCGGUCGGAAGCUGUGAAGAGAAAAUGGCUUUUCGCAAAGAAGAUCGCUACGGGAGAAGACACAUGGGCGAAGAAAAUCGUGGAAUGGCAUCCAUGGGCGAAAACUCGCGAAGUUGGACGACCUAAACCUCGUUGGCGAGAUGACCUACGAGCAGUUCUUGGUGUUAUGAAUUAAUUAUAGGGUUGUAUGUCGGUUCGCAAAAUUUUCCUGAAGGUUAUAUAGAUCCAACAAGUUCAUGAAAGGCGUGAAACCACGUUUAUAAAUGUGUUCUAUCAGACUUGGAAGUUACUGUACUCGAAGAAUCUUCAAAUUCCUUCUUUGACCAAAAGAUCAUUUGACCUGGGGGACCGCGAAACGUUUUUUCUUUGGCACCCAUUUCCACUUAUUUCUUUCGUUUCUUAUUCUUGGAAUAAUAUAUUUCAUUUUUCAUGUUUAUUUCAUUAUCAAAUAUGAUGUGAAAGCAUUUUUCUUAUAGUUUAUAACAGAACUUAAAAAUUUUUUUCUAACGGAAUCUUGACGACAAAUUUUUGAUUUGAUAUUAAACUUAAAUUUUGUAAAAAAACUGAUUCUAAGAACUUACGAAUCAAUAAAACAAGUCUUGUGGUUUGAAAAAAUCAAAACAAUUGGUGGAAGAGAAGGAAUAAUCUGUAUUAAUCGCCAAAUAUUCUCUUCGCGGCGGGGUUCAAAAAAAUUUAGCACAAGGUCCUUUAAUAAAUAAGAAACCCGCAUUUUAUGCUCAAUUAAAUUUUUUUUUAAUGCCGUGUUCAAUUUGAUUCCGCGAAAUGCAAAAUGAUCUCUGACUCUCCAAAAUCUAGUGAUCUUUUCCUUUCUCUGACGGGUAUUUUGCAUUUCGCGGAUUCAAAUUGAACACGGCAUAAUGUCGUGCUCAAGUAUAUUCCGUGGAAUAAAAAUUAUCACCCAUGUUUUUUUCACCAUCUAACGGCUAUUUGGUAUUUUGCGAAAUCAGUUUGAACAAGGCAUUAUAGCCCGUUCACGGCUUGCUUGGGACAGUGAACGGGCGGUUUUACUUGCGCGGCGAUGGUAGAUCAUGGCGGUCAAAUAUGCGCCUUUAAUAAGAGCCUCAUUUGGUGAAUUAUUUCUAUUUCUAUUGAGUUUAUUUUGUUAAAAUUCAUUUCAAUGGUUUUUAGAUUUUCUUAAAUCGUCGAAUAAUCAGAGAAAAAUAAAUAAGUCAUAAAAUAGGGCUUUGAUGGAAGGCGCAUAUUUGACCGCCAUGAUCUACCUUCGCCGCGAAAAUCAAACCGCCCGUUCGCUGUCCCAAGCUAGCUGUGAACGGGCUAUAAUUCUAUAGCUGAAUUCACGGCUUGCUUGAACCAUCGAAAAAAAUAGUCCUGACACGAUAAUGCACGAGACAGCGCCUGGCUCGUGGAGAGCGCAGACAGGACACGCCCCCUUAGAGUCCCAAGCUGGCCGUGAAUCAGCUAUAUAAAAUAUCGGAAUUUCCUUUUUAGAUUUUUUUUUUCAGGAAGGGUUACAUGGGGAAACUAACAUUUUUUUAUUUAUAUUUACAAUUUCAUUAACAGGUUAGUUUUUUUCUUCUUCUUCUAUGAGUAAAUCUUUUUAGUUAUUCAAUCAUAUCAGUCCCCAUGUAAGCCUGAGUUCAGUGGAAACUUACCAAUAUCACCGUGCAGCAGAGAGGUUCAAUUAAAUAGGUUAUUGCGUCUCUAAAAUAUCGUUUCAGUACUCGAUCUGCGUAAACGGAGUUCAUCAAAGAGGACAAUGCAGUGAGGGUCACGUUUUUCAUGACGGUCGCUGUUUACUAGAGGAGGAGUCAGCAGAAUGCUCGAUUUCUUCAAAGUUCGGUAGGUCUUUAAAAAAAAAUUUAUGGGAAUCUCUCGAGUUAUAAUCUGCCCAUAUCUUGUAAGAAGAGGAAAAAAUUAUGCGAUUCAUUAUAUUUUUUACAAAAUAUGUGGGUUUUUUUCCAGACUGCUCUGGUCGAGAAGAUGGCGUGUACACUUUGGGCUGUCUCAAUCAUUACAUCACUUGUGUCGCUGAGCGGUCGAUUAGUAUGAAAUGUCCUGUUGGGCUUUUAUAUGUCGAAUCGGCGAAUGCUUGUUUGGAGUCUUGUGAUGCCACUCUUCCAACUAGCAUCGAUAAAGAUUCAGAGUUGUCCCGCGAUGACAGUUACGAGCCAGGAUCAGAGAAUGGUUUUUUUUAAAAUUUUUUACUAUUUACAUGAAGAAUAUAAUAUCUGGCAUAUAAAAUCAGUGAAAAAAAGAUGAGCAUCUAUAAAGUCAAGCUUACAACUUAAAAGCACCUUCAGAGCCCUUUUAGUUUUUCUUUCACAGUUUUAAGGUUUUUUCAGCGCUUUUUGAUUGUUCUGGCUUGCCCGAUGGGCUUCAUGCAUCUGGUUGCUCAAGAUUUUACUUUCACUGCUCUAACGGAGAUACAUUCACAAUGUACUGUCCUGAAUCUCUGGUCUUCAGCCCCAACACUGGUUAAUUUGAGAAAUAGUUAUUUUUCCAUAAUCCUGAUAUAAAAAAAUUUCUAGGAAAUUGCGAUCGCACCUGUGAUAGUACAACGGAAUACCCAGCUUCAGAUGUCUCAUCAGAAGUUCCAUAUGUUCAGACGUCGACGCUUUCUCUCGAUGAAAGUACUACUACGACUGCUAUCCUUCUAGAAAAUACUUCUCAGCAAGUUAGUUUUUGUUGAUCAUCAACAACUCUAGCUGCCUGCGUUCCUACAUAAUUUGUGUACCUAAAAUUAAAAAAAAUUUUCUAAGGCUUGCACGAACGGAGUCGUUUCACCUAUCGGAAAAUGCUCCUCGAAGUUUGUGCGAUGUCGAGAUAACGUUUUGGAAGAAGUCCAGUGUCCGAGCAAUACUGUUUUCGACACUGAUGUUCUUUUGUGCGUUUACGAAUUGCCGGAAUGCAUGGUUAGACAUUGAAGUUUUUCUCAAUUCAGGUUUUUUUUUCAGAUCUACAACGACGUUACGGGAUCAUACUCGCCAUCAGUGAACUACCUAGAGAGCCCUUUCGACACGCCUCGAAAGCGGGAUUACGAAAAACCUUUAGUUUAUUCAAAAAAUCCGUAUGCGCGGGAUCAGACCGCUCUGGACAAUCCAUUUUUUGUUCACUCGGGAGGAUACAGAAGUCAACGUUAUGAUUCAGAGAGAGGUUUUUUUUUGUUCUUUAAUACUCAUCAGCUCCAUUAACCUCACAGUUUGAUCGAAACAAUUUUCUCGAGAUAAUAAAUACACUAUAGGUUCAUUAAUCAAAGGUUUACAUUCAUUGGAAUCACAUGGAUUGAAAAAUAGUAAUUGAGAAUUUAAAAAAAUUAACACGACUGCGAGUCCUCUUCCCUUCGUCCCCACAAGUUCCGAACACGUAUUUCCCUACAUUUUUCCUACAUCUAUUCCGUGAAUUUAUGUAUGAGAAAUAAAACAUUUGAUCGAUUGUUCAAGUGAUCUAUGAAAAACUCAAAAAAGGGCUUUUUUGUUAAUUUUUCCUCUAGUUGAAAGGCGAGGGAGUAGAGAAGAAGGCGGGACGCGUAGCGUGUGCGUAUGCGGUUCAUGGCCCGAGUUCAAUUCAACCGCCAGAGACUAUUUGGAGAGCUCGUUCAUCGCUUUUUUGUUUAUUUUUGUUCAAGUAUUUAUUUAUUCUUUCAUUUUUGCGCUUCAAAGAUAGCAGAAUGGAUACGGAACGAGCGGUGACCGAGAUUUUUGAAUAGUCGCUUGAGUUGAACUUGUGUGAAGGACCGCGUACGCGUCUUGCACACUUCUCUUCCUCCAUCGCUUUUCAAGUCGGGACGGAUCGACUAUAAUCUGUUUUUUUUUUCAAAAUUUCUUUUGAUCAGUUUGGUGGAUCAGGGCUUGAAGUCAAAACUGAAUUUAAUAAAAAAAAAAUUAUGUAACAUAUUAACUUUUUUUUAUUCAGCUGUGCAAUCUCCUUUCUCAGUUUCUGACAGAGGUUCGCGCCUCAUCGAAAAUGAUUUCGCCGACGCACAAGGUUAUCUUUUACGAUUACUUUCAGAAAUUGAGGUUUCAGGUGUCCGCAGGGGCAAACUCCCUCAUGGAAAGAAGCAUAAGGUGUCGAACGGAGGUUUCGCUUAUGUUGAAGACGAGUUCCGCUCUUCGCGGCCGGGCUAUGGUGCCAAAAUCUACAAUAAAUACUCGAAGUUUUUAAUAUUUUCGCAUCUUUUUUUUUAUAUCAAGUUUAAGAUCUAACGACGAAUACGAGCAAAUACAAUCAGAGGAACCAGUCUGGUCCAACGAAGUUUCUAAGUCUGCGAUUGAAGAAGACAUUUCGAACGACAGCUUGAACGAAUUGAAUCAGAAUUCUCUCAUCCAGAGCAAAAGCGCGGUUUUGGAUGUAGAAGGCUCUGGCGAAGAAAUCCACCGACGCAAACGCCGAAGCUACAACUACAACGAUUCCCCACGUCCAUAUCGCCAUACAUACGUGAUUAAUCCUUAUUAUUACAUUUCAUAUUUUGUUUGUUUCAGGCUCACGUGUGUAGAUCAUCUGGACGUGCCGUGGCUAUUGGCCUGGGACAAUGUCGACAAGAUUUCGUCUACUGCUCUGUUUAUGGUUGGGGAAAGGUGCCUUUUUUGUAUUUCUCUCACUAGUCAACUGAAAUAGUCGCAGCGCAAUUUGCAGCGCUUUUUUGAUUUUUUUUUUUUUUGAACGAGUUCCAUCGCUUUAGUUUAGGCGAAACUGAUUACUUCGAAUAAAAAAUUUUAAUGGAAAAUUCGGUUGAUUGACAUCCUUGGUUUCCAAUUGGACAAUGAUUGAUAUAGCCUAUUGCGCGCCAGCUUGUCACGUUUUUCUUUCCUACAAAAAAUCGUAUACCCAAUCAGAUUAAAUUUGACCAACUUCGCUUCACGAAAUUUGGUUUUUGUUUUUUUUUUAAAUUUUUUUGCAGUUUUGGAGAUUUCCGAGCGAGGCGGUCACGUUUUUGUAGAAAAGCAGAAAGAAGGCUAUAGCCCGAUCACGGCUGGCUUGGGACAGCGAACAGGCGGUUUAAUUUUCGCGGCGGUAGAUCAUGGAGACUAUCGAUGCGCCUUCCACAAAAUGCUGAUUUUAUGACUUAUUUCUUUUUAUUUUGUAUUCCGUUGAUUGAAAGAAAAUCUGAAAACUAAUAAAAUUAAUGUAAACGAAAAAGUACAUUUAAUUGAAACAAAAGUAAUUCAUCAAAGGAGGCUCUUAUUGAAGGUGCAUGUAUGGCCGUCAUGAUCUACCAUCGCCGCGAAAGUUAAACCGCCCGUUCGCUGUCCCAAGCCAGCCGUGAACGGGCUAUACACUGAAAACAACUUUCUUAGCAAUUCUGCUUUUAAAACAGCAAGAAACAGGCCUUGAAACGAAGUUAGUCAAAGUUGAUCUGGCCUUUUGGCGGAAAGAUAAACGUGACAAGCUGGCGCAGAAUGGUCUAUAUCCCGGGAACGUGAAAUCAUGUCACUGAAUCUGAUAAGGGUAGUAAAAAAAAUUUAGAUGUUAAAAUUUAAUGUACAAAAAGCUCUAGCACGAUAGUGGCUCGGUAGACGCUUGUCCAACUCUCACGUUGACGGCUUAAUUGCUAUUAGAACGUUUUCUGUAAUUCUCUCAUGGCGAAAUUGCUUUUCCUUCAGUGUUACAAGUUUCUCUCGUUCAGAAAGCUGCGUGCCCAGUAGGAGAUGUUUUCGAUGUCAAGGAAAGUCGAUGCGUCAGCGCUCAAGUCUGCGGAGUUCCGAUAUCAGUCCUUGCCAUUAACAAUCCGACUUCUCCCAUCACGACGCCCUUGAACAACAUCGAAGCCCCUCUAACUGUCGCGCCUGGAGCCAGCUCAACGAGUUCCUGGGAAGUCGCCGAAAGUUCCACUGGAGCACCGGCCUCAGCUUCUGAAGAUUUGCGAACGACAGCAAGCGCUAGUGUCGACGGCUACGAGUCCACUACCACGACUCCUGUCGAAACCAACACUUAUCUUCAUCAAGAGACCUCAUCACAAGAAACUGGCUUCCAGUCUUCUACUUCGACUGAUAUUUCUUUGGUUUCAAUUAGGGAAGGUUUGUAAUCUUUCCAUUUGUUUCAGGUGAUUUUUCGGGUUCACAGAAGCCCUGAAAAAAAAAAUGAACUGAAAGUUAUCGGGGGGAAAAUGUUCACAAAAAGAUCUUCUGCAAAAAUUUCUUGUCAUCGUUUUUUCCACCAUACUUAAAUUUCAUAAUGAAUUUAGAAAAAAUGAGUCCUAAAACGAUAUAUCACAAUAGCCGAGUUUCAAUCGUAAAUUUUCCGUGCAAACUCAAAAUUCUGAAAUUAUUUGGCCAUUUUCUGAAAAGUUUUCAAAUUCGCGCGUGAAAUCUCGCGCUCCGUGAAAAUUCAUUUAUUGCAAUAUAUUGUUGUUAGGACCCGUUUUUUUUUCUUAAGGCGCUCCACAAGUUUUACUUCUGAUUAUUUCCGGAAAUCAUUUUAAACAAAAAUUGAUCAAUUUUCAAGUUCGCCGUAAUAACUUUGAGCACGGCAUGAAUCUUCCCAUCGGCCGCUGAUUCAUUCUUAGUUUCAUCCGUUAUCUCUUUCACAUUGACUUAAUGUACAUUAUUCAAUUGUAGGUUACUUCACUUCUUUUUGUGAAACCUUGGAAUUCACACGCUUAAGCAUCGUUUCUUUCAGACUCUCCGACACAACACAACAUCUGCGCGAAUGUCCCGGACGGUCCUAUCGCAAUAAGGAAGUGCUCUGAAGAAUUCGUUCAUUGCACAAACGGCUAUGCUGUCCGUCAGGUUACUUUCUCCCACUUUUUUUUUUUGAAAAUCAUAAUUUUUGAUUCAUUCAGAAGUGUCCAGCUGGACUAGUAUUUGAUGACUCUCGAGCCCUGUGCGACUAUAAGUAUAAAACUGGCGGAUGUAAGCUGUAGAAACAGGUUUAUCUGGGAAAGAAAAAACCUAUUUCAAGGUGGCGUGGUCGAAGUCGUUGCCACAGACACCGUCGUACCUCAGCCGGGUCACAAUCCCUGUGCUGGAAAGCCCGAUGGAAUCUACGCAGAGAGUUGCUCUAAGUCAUACGCCUCGUGCUACGGUGGUCAGGUUUCUUCAAUUUCCAACUGCCCUCCGCAACUACGGUUCAACACGGCCACUUCUUCGUGCUCUCUUCCUGCUGAAAAUUCCGCCUGCAGCGCUUAUCAAGGUUUACUUCUGCCCGACUUGUUGAGAUUAUCAGCAAAUGAAUUUCGAGUUUAAUUUCCUUUGCUUUUAUUCUUUUAAAUUUUCACACAUGCGUUAGUAAUAAUCUCGAAGCCAAAAAACAUCAAAUUUGUUAUAAUUCACGACCUUCUGAAAGUCAAGCAAUAAAAUAAAGUUUGAUAAUUAACAAUAUCCUUCACAGCUUGUAGAAGUUAGAUUUUUAGAACAAGAAGAACGCAACGUCACCUUGGGCUCUAUAGUCUCUGGAUCGACAGCAGGCGGACCUCAAAACUACAGCUCCACUUAUUCUUCCAGCUCUGACAAUAACUACCAGAGCUCCACUCCUUCAAGCUACAAGGAAACCAUGGGAUCUAUUGUCGAAGAGAGAGAAGAAGUUGAGAAUCUCUCUGAAGGCGAAGAAUCAUCAGCGACCCCUCUUGACGAUGAAGCGGCAAGUUUAUUUCAGCUGACCCACAAAAACGCUGAGCUUCAGGACUCCAAAUGCACUCCUGGAACAACUUCAGCUCUUGGCUUCUGCUUCAGAGCGUACUUGCGCUGCACUCCGAAAAAUGUCUUUUCCCUUGCACAGUGCCCGAUGGGCAAGAAUUUCGACGAAACGACGCUCAGAUGCGUUCUUUUCGAAAAAUGCGGAAAAGUUGUUCGGCAUCAAGUCUUUCACAGACAUAUUACGUUGGAAAACUGGAAAUUACAGGAGGCUUCGACUCGUCCAACUCUACAAGAUCGCGCCUGCACUCGUUUGCCCGACAACGCUACGGUUUCUCUCGGAGUUUGCCGCUCGUCCUAUAGCAAGUGUCUGCAAGGGAAGCCCUACAAGCAGUACUGCUACCACGCAGAGGUAUCAAUUGGAAUUGGCUCGAGUCGCAGUGUUUUAGGUCUACUCGGAUGAGCAGAAGAAGUGUGUGAGUCGGGAAGCAGCCUAUUGCAAGGAGCCCUCUCCUACCGUUGUUCAUGUGCCGCGCUACUCAGAGUCCCACAACACGGGAGAUGGCUUCUGCCGUCACAAGCGCGAUGGUCUCUACAGAAACCCCGGGGAUUGCUCCGGCAUUCUUCACGUAUACCCUGAAGUCUUUUUUAUAAAUUUUUUUUUGGUUUAGUGCUUCGGUGGGGAUGUUUUUGAAUAUCCAAGUUGCCCGGUGGCACUGUCGUUCAACGAAAAAACCGGCAAAUGCGACUACAAACACAACGUCGAAGGCUGCUCUGCUGGAGAAGAAGGUUAGUUUCAACUUCUUUCAAACUAGACGACCCGCUUGUCAUCUCGAAAGUGUGUUUUGAUUAUUCUUGUUGUUCGUGAUAUUUCAGUCGCAGAAGAAAAAGCUCAUUUUUGCCGGCUAGCUUCUUUCAAAUAGACUGUAAACGAAUAUAUUUUAAUAUCCCGUUCUCAAAUCUAAUUAUUUUUCACAUUUUAUUUGAAUGAACUGCUGCAGAAGAAUGCUCUCGGCAUGGUGCUUUCAUUGCCGAUCCGGAAGACUGCUCGACGUUCUACCGUUGCGUCUGGGGACGACGCGUCCAGAUGACGUGUCCAUCCGGAACACUUUUCAAUCCUUCUCUCUCUGUGUGCGAUUGGCCUUCGGAAGUGAAGUCGUGCUCCAAAUCUCUCCACUAA